Lingula anatina is the source of this 1356-nucleotide messenger RNA. RefSeq lists its product as uncharacterized. The record is from RefSeq and is a predicted model, not a curated record. NCBI's taxonomy places the organism in Eukaryota, Metazoa, Brachiopoda, Lingulata, Lingulida, Lingulidae.
CGAAAAUGUCGUUUGCUGGGAAAUAAAAUAUUUUUAUUUUAAUGACGUACGGUACAAAAUUUCAAAACCAAGACAAUAGAAACAUUUGAGGCUCAUAAAUCAUCAGAGAUAAACAUCCAACAGACUUCAACUGGUUUUAUGAUUUUGGAUGAGAAGACUACUGUAAAAGUUGAAAAUAUCUUCAGUGGUCCCAUUAAGUCUCAGCCCCCCAACAGUGCCAGCUGUAGCAUGCAGCAGUGCACUAAUAGCAAUAACAAGGCCAAACAUAGCAGCAGCAACAGCAGUCCCAUAACAAAAUGCAGUCUUGCUGAAGGAAACAAUAAGUUGACUCCGCACAAUAUCAGUAACAGUAACAAGACUCAACAAGCAGACAGUAGCAUUGAUGCUUCACAGAAGUCUAGUUGCAGUAAUAGCAGUGAUGGUCAACCCUUUAACAGUGACACCAGCAAGGAUAGUAGCAGUAGUGUUAAGAGAGCUAAUUCAAAGUCGACUGGAAGCAGAAGCCAGUGUGGUGAUGAGGAUAAAAUGGACUGUGAGGAGUACACAGAAAUGUUGCCUAACAGCGUGUAUAGCAAGAGGAAUCACAGUGAUAUCAUGGAGGCUGAGCAUUCAGAAAUGAAAGAUGACAGCAUCAAUAAUAAAACAAAUAGUGAUGGAGUUUCAUCUUGCGGUAGUGACAUCAUUGAUGAUAAUACCAGUCAAAGUAACGUAGCCAAGAAGGAAGAAACAAGAAUUGAAAAUAAGGCUGACACUACUUGUAUCAGUAAUAACAGCAACAGUGAUGGUACCACUGAUGGCAACAUUGCUAGUGGUGACGAUAGCAGUAACGGUACCACUGAAAAUAAUGACAAUGUGGUGCAAUGGAGUCAGGCUGAGUUCUUGAGGUUUAGGAACAAGCUGUUUGAAAUUAUGGAGGAAUUAAGAAUUAAAAGGGAUGAAGUGACUUCGGAGAAAACACACCUGGUGAGCCAGCAUGCUGAGGAGAUGGAAGUGCUGCAGCAGAAAAAUAGAGCCAGCCUAAAGACACUGGAAGAGGAAAAGGCUAAGCUGAAGAUGCAUAUGCACUGCAAUGAAUCGGAGAAAAAAUCCCUCAAAGAUGAUGUAAGGGUCCUGAAGUUCAUGAAAUACAACUUAGAAAAGAAAACCCAGGAACAAGAACGGCAGCUGUGUCUGUGGAGGAACACCAAAGAUGGAAGUCUUGCGCAGAUUCAGGAACUCGAGAAAAAGACCAGGAUGUUUACGCAAGAUGUGAAGAAGGUGAUGGAAGUCCAGGAACGUCUGGAACUCAACGGCCCAGCAGUCUUUACAAUGUUGGGACCCAUUGUGCCGUCUCCUCCAGUGAGGAAUCUCAUCUAA